Prosopis cineraria is the source of this 2355-nucleotide messenger RNA. RefSeq lists its product as uncharacterized. The transcript is spliced from 3 exons. The coding region runs from base 102 to 2051 and encodes 649 amino acids. NCBI's taxonomy places the organism in Eukaryota, Viridiplantae, Streptophyta, Magnoliopsida, Fabales, Fabaceae. Gene Ontology annotation, biological process: regulation of gene expression. Gene Ontology annotation, molecular function: RNA nuclease activity. Gene Ontology annotation, cellular component: peroxisome. The record is from RefSeq and is a predicted model, not a curated record.
UCGAUCGUAAAACCCUCCUCUCAGUCCUCUCAACAUUCAAGUUGCCCAAGCUCUGUCAAUCUUCCAAUUUUCUGAGGGUUGACUGCACAAUCUGCGUGCCAAUGGCUGGAGACGUGAACCGAAACGACUACAAUGUCAUCGCUUGUGCGCCGGGGGCGGCCGGUAGCGCAAGAGCGGAGCCGCAAUACGUCUCAGCAAAGAUCUCUGUGUGGUGGGACAUUGAUAACUGCCAAGUUCCCAAGGGCCGCGACCCUCACGCCAUUGCUCAGAAUAUUAGUUCCGCACUCGUGAAGAUGAACUAUUGCGGUCCCGUCUCCAUCUCCGCCUACGGCGACACAAGUCGGAUUCCAUCUUUCCUUCAGAAAGCACUUUCUAGCACCGGAAUUUCCCUCAACCACAUCCCAGCCGGUGUGAAAGAUGCCAGUGACAAGAAAAUUCUAGUUGAUAUGUUGUUAUGGGCAGUAGAUAACGCAGCUCCUGCAAAUUAUUUGCUGAUUUCUGGAGAUAGGGAUUUCUCAAAUGCUCUGCAUCAGUUGCGCCUGAGAAAAUACAACAUUCUUCUAGCACAACCACCAAAAGCAUCAGCUCCUCUAGUCGCAGCAGCAAAAUGUGUAUGGCUCUGGACGAGCCUUUUAGCUGGUGGGGCCCCACUAUCAAGUGGCGAAUCAUCAUGCCCUGCAAGUGGUAACCAUGUCUCUAAUUCUGAGAGGAUUCAAAGCCUAGUUGCUGAGCCAAAUCAAAUAAAUCGGCCACUGGUUCUCAGUUCCGAAAGCCUUGAUAUGGGCAGUCAAAAUACCUAUACUGCUAGAAGCAUUGGUCAUUUGAAACACAAAGUAAAACAUGUUUCGAAAAAUGACAAUCAGUCUAACCUAUCAAGCUCUUCAAGCUUACUUGUCACUGGUUCAGAAGGUAAGAACAAUGAUCAUCCUAGACAAGUGCAAUCACCAGUGAAGCUGUUCCGAAAAGCUCCGCAUGAAUUCUUCUUUAGUAGUGUGCCCGUAGUCCCAAACAGUAGGUCUACUCCUAACCUUCCAAGCAACCAAGAUUGCUUAGAAAAUAAAAUGGGCAACUCUAGUGAAAUUCCUCGGGAUCUCUAUCAUAGUUCUUUGCGGUCAACCAACCUUCAUAUACAGCCCAUGUCUGGACUGAGUUUUCCUCUUCCUGAUUCUCAUACUCGAAUUCAACCAGUUCCUCCCCAUUCAGAUGUAUCCAAAUUGUCUGCAAUCCCAAAUUCAUUUUAUGACAUACCUAAGGUACCUAAUUCUCCACAUCCUAGCAAUGUCAAAAGUACUCCUAUUUGUCAUCAGCGAACCAGAGAAGAUUCUAAUCCAAGUACUGCUCAAUCUCCUAAUCUACAUAGCUUCGAUGUACACCUUGCUGGUCAUGACCCAUCACGUGGCCAAGUAUUUCAUUAUGAGAACUUGAACCAGAGGCAUCCCCGUGGUUCUGAACGUUUGCUUUCUCCUUCCUUCACUGGAAUUGCCAAUACCAGUUCGAACAAUGUUAUCUUGGAAGUUCAGGGAUGUCCACCACCUUCUGAGUAUGAGCAAGGCCUCAUUGGGGUUGUUCUUCUAGCCUUAAAUACUCUGAAGGUUGAAAAGGUUAUGCCAACUGAAGCAAAUAUAACUGAUUGCAUUUCUUAUGGAGAUUCCAAAUAUCGAACUACUGAUGUCAAGAAGGCCUUAGAUUGUGCAGUCAAGCUAAAUGUGGUAAUAAAACGAAGACUGGGUGCUUUGCACUUUUAUGUUACUAGAAACGAGAAACUUUGGAAUUGUAUAAACCUUAAAGGUGAAAAUGUUAGUCAGUACCCAAAAACAACAUGGGAUCGAAUACAAGAUUUCCUUGCUUCAUCAUCUGGGCGCUCAGCAAUUUUGUCUUCCCAGUGCAGAUAUGAAGCAUCUUUAAUUCUAAGGAAAGAAUGCCUUAAGGAGCUUAUGUUAGGAGAGGUACUUCAGAUCUUGAAUAUGAUAAUCACGGUCAAGAAAUGGAUAAUAAUUCCUCAGUCUGGAUGGCAGCCGAUUACUAUUAUGCUUAAAGAGAGUGGAGGGUGAUACAGAAAGCGUUCCGAGUUAAAGUAUUUUGUGUGACCAGCAGAAUUUGGCUUUAUGACAAAUCACAACGUAAAACCAUAUUAAUGGUCUAUUGGAUCUUAUGGUGGGGAAUGGGAUAUUUCCGCAAAAAUAAUGUUAGAGGGAUUUGUAGAAUGAUGUUAGGCUUUAAACUCUCUGCACAUGUCCAUCUACUCGCUGGAGAACCUUAAUCUUAGCUCCAGAAGAAAGUUGUAGGAGCCUCUGCUGGCACAAGUUUUUGAUUGCUCUACAUAUGGUAUUGCCUGGAGAAAAUAUGUUCCCUGAA